This is a messenger RNA of Colletotrichum higginsianum IMI 349063, 870 nucleotides long. RefSeq lists its product as uncharacterized. The coding region runs from base 1 to 870 and encodes 289 amino acids. Gene Ontology annotation, cellular component: mitochondrion. Gene Ontology annotation, biological process: mitochondrial fission. The transcript has 2 exons. Lineage: Eukaryota; Fungi; Ascomycota; Sordariomycetes; Glomerellales; Glomerellaceae. The record is from RefSeq and is a predicted model, not a curated record.
AUGUGGGGACGAAGUCAAGACAAGACGCCCGAACAACCGAAAGAAUCGCCAAAGGAGGAUGGCGCCAAGACAUUCGACCCGGAAAAGCUCCCGGCACGUGAAAAGCUGCCGAAGGCGCUGCAGAACAUAGUCGACAAGUCGGAUAGGGAAGACAACUUCUUCGAUGAGCUGGUGGACGGGUACGCGCCCGAGUCCACCGAGUCGAACGUCCGUUAUGCCGCAUAUGCAACCCGCAUCCGUACGAUUUUGAUGUCCGCCCACCGUUACGUCGCCUACACCUCUGACAUCGGCGAAUCAUUCCGACCCGUUGCGCAUCCCGCCCUCGUCCGCUCCGCAUAUGGAAUCUCGUGGUUGUACAUCCUCGGCGAUGUCAGCUACGAAGGCUACAAGGCGUACUGGUCCAACCAGCGCAUUCUCAACCCGCACCUGCAGCUAACUGCGCGCCAAGCGAAGAUUACGGGACUGCCGGAUGCCGUAUCGGAUGCUACUGCCCCCAGCAGCGAGGUCGUCCCUGGCGGGAAGAUUGCGCCUUUGGACGACUACAGGACCGUCAUGAUCCAGCGAGGCAUCUUCCAAAGCAUCGCCAGUAUGGGUCUCCCAGCCUUUACCAUCCACAGCGUGGUGAGGUACUCGGGCAGAGCGCUCAAAGACGUCAAGAACACGAAGGUCAGGACCUGGGGCCCCAUCGGCCUUGGCCUGGCCGUCGUGCCGUUUUUGCCAAGUCUCUUUGACGAGCCGGUCGAGAAUGCCGUUGAAUGGAUCUUCCAUAAAGGCUUCGAGACCUACGGAGGUAAGGCGUUUGUCGGCGAUGCACCGGCCACGGGCCGUGAGGAUCUGUUGGCGAAGAGACCGAAGGAGAAGGAACUGUGA